Messenger RNA from Priapulus caudatus, 1945 nucleotides. RefSeq names its product mesoderm induction early response protein 1-like. Gene Ontology annotation, cellular component: nucleoplasm. Gene Ontology annotation, molecular function: transcription corepressor activity; histone deacetylase binding. The transcript has 12 exons. The record is from RefSeq and is a predicted model, not a curated record. Bases 14 to 1945 code for a protein of 643 amino acids. NCBI's taxonomy places the organism in Eukaryota, Metazoa, Priapulida, Priapulimorpha, Priapulimorphida, Priapulidae. Gene Ontology annotation, biological process: negative regulation of transcription by RNA polymerase II.
UAUCCAUCCCAGAAUGAUCGCUAUGGAGGAGCAGCAUCAGCAGGGCUCCAUGUCGACAUCAGCGCCGGCCGGGACGACAGCGGGACCAAGCAGCAGCUCUGCUGCAGGUGUUGGCAGCAACAGCUCUACAAACAGCAGGACAUCUAGCCCAGCUUCAACAGAUAAGGACUUUGAUCCAUCUGCUGAUAUGUUAAUUCACGACUUUGACGAUGAGAGGACGAUGGAGGAGGAGGAGAUGAACGAAUCGGAUACAAGUUGCCAAGAUGAACUUAACGAUCUACAAAAGGAAAGUGAUAUGCCACUAGAAGAAUUACUUAAUAUAUAUGGGUACAAGGAGGAGGAUGAAGAAGGAGAGUCGUCUCGUGAAGGAAGGUCUAGUUCAGAAGAAGAAAUACUCAGCAAUCAGGAUCUCACUUUAGACAAGGAUGAAGUUGCUAGGGACCUGCUAACGGACGAGGACCACGACAAAGAGACCAGCGUUAACGAAUUACUAAACAGCGUACCUGUCCACAACACAAGUCGGCUAUUGCGAUCAACGUUCGGCAGCAGCCAGACGUACCAGGAGCCUGGUUCAUCGUCGUCGGAGUCCGACGAUGAGGACUACCAGCCGACGGAGGGAGACUGGAAGAAGACAAUCCAGGUCGGCUCCUGCUUCCAGGCGCAGAUUCCAGAUGGGUUGUGCAAGUACGGAGAUGCGCCAGCGUACGAAAAUGAGGACAAGCUAUUAUGGGACCCCGUUGCCUUGGAGGAGAAACAGAUCGAGACGUAUCUGGCUCACGUUCAGGACCCGGAGAGCCCUCCGCAGGGCGGUGGCGGCGGCGCGCUGCCCGCGUGCACGCACGUGCGGGACGAUGAGCAGGCGCUCUACACGCUGCUGCAGUGCGCGCACAACCUGGAGGAAGCGCUGCGACGUCGCCGCAUGCAGCCCGUCCCGCCCACCGAGUUGUCUCUCGAAAAGUUCGUGCAUGGAGAUUCUAAGAGGGGUCAGGGAGAAGCGCAGGGCAGGGAGACGAUGCUUGAGUGGGAAGGACAAUCGAAAGACACGCUCAGUUUGUGGUCGGAGGAGGAGUGUCGACAUUUCGAAAAUGGCCUCCGGAUAUAUGGCAAGGAUUUCCAUGCGAUUCAACAGAACAAGGUACGAACUCGAUCCGUCGCCGAACUAGUGACAUUCUACUACCUGUGGAAGAAGACGGAGAGGCACGACAUGUUUGCGAACAAAGUGAGGCUGGAGAAGAAGAAGUACGCGCUACAUCCCGGCAUCACCGACUACAUGGACCGAUUCCUGGACGAACAGGAGAAUCCCGGAAUGCUCCAACGGGACUGCUCUGCCAGUCCCUCCCUGCACACGCUCGUCUACGGAAACCUCGAGAAAAACGCAGAGGGCGCCGCUGUCGAGCGGUCGGGCUCCGUCGCCGCCGCGCCGCAGCCCGACGUUCUCCUGCAGGAUUCCGCCGUCGGCUCGAGUCACAGCCAGGUGGCGCCGUCAGAGAUGGUCGACAGCAUCCGCAACAUAUCGCCGCAGGAGCUCACCGGCAUCAUCCACGACCUCGUGAAGUCGCAGUCGGGCGUCGUCGACUCCCCCGCCUUCGCCGCGGGGGCGCCGGCGUCCACCACGCCCGCCGGGGUGCACACGGCGUCGCCGACCAUCGUGACGUGCAGCGGCGAGAACUACGCGGCGCGCUUGCCAGGGGGCGCCCCCGUCGUUGUCGAUCACCGCGGCGAGGCGUACGAGCCCCCGGCGAAAAGGCCGCGCGUCGGCGGCGGCGGCGGUGGAGAGGUGCUGGACAAGAUUCAGGUGUCUGUGUCGUCGGUGUCGUCGUCGGAGCCGGCGUCGAGCAUGGUUAGCACGAGCGCGGUAGCGGCGGCGGCUGCGGGACUGUUCCCCGGAGCGGGGGCGGCGGCGGCGGCGGCCGGGUCGUCCCCCGUUGAGGCGCUAGUGCAGUGA